CUCUUCACUAUUUCCCUCUUCGCUUCAGUCAGUAUAAGCACAGGAAGAGAAUGCAACAAUUGUUCUCUCUCUUGUUAAGAUACUUUUAAUUUCUUUAAUAUCAUCUUCAAAGUAAAUUAUUCUAUUAUUUAUUUUUGUCAACAUUGAACUUACUUAUUAAUGAUGCGAAUGUAUUAUCAAUUGAAUCGCCAAGUAUUGGAGAGUGUUAGGUUAUAAUCAGUGUUUAGUUUGUGUAUAUGAACUGAGAAAUAUUUAAAAAUGUCGAUCGAAAUUGAAUCCGCUGAUGUGAUUCGAUUGAUACAGCAAUAUCUUAAGGAAUCAAACCUCGUGAAAACACUACAAACUUUACAGGAGGAAACAGGUGUAUCGUUGAAUACAGUUGACAGUGUAGAUGGAUUUGUUGCUGACAUAAAUAAUGGUCAUUGGGAUACUGUUUUAAAAGCAAUACAGUCAUUAAAAUUACCUGACAAGAAACUUAUAGAUUUGUAUGAACAGGUUGUCCUAGAGUUAAUUGAAUUACGUGAGUUAGGAGCUGCACGUUCUUUAUUAAGGCAAACUGAUCCUAUGAUUAUGAUGAAGCAACAAGAGCCUGAGAGAUAUAUUCAUUUAGAAAAUCUGCUUGCGCGUUCAUACUUUGAUCCACGCGAGGCAUAUCCUGACGGAAGCACAAAAGAAAAACGAAGGGCAUACAUAGCAACUGCUCUUGCGGGUGAAGUGUCUGUAGUACCCUCUAGCAGAUUGCUGGCUUUGUUGGGACAGGCGUUAAAAUGGCAGCAACAUCAGGGUCUGCUACCACCAGGAACUACGAUAGAUCUGUUCCGAGGAAAAGCGGCGGUUCGUGACCAGGAGGACGAGAAAUAUCCGACUCAGCUGUCGAAGCAGAUCAAGUUUGGCCAAAAGUCGCAUGUGGAGUGCUCGCGUUUCUCGCCUGACGGCCAAUACCUGGUGACCGGGUCGGUGGAUGGUUUCAUCGAGGUGUGGAACUUCACGACCGGUAAAAUCAGGAAAGACUUGAAAUAUCAGGCGCAGGACAACUUUAUGAUGAUGGAACAGGCGGUAUUGUCGAUGUCGUUCAGCCGCGACAGCGAGAUGCUGGCGGGUGGCGGUCAGGACGGCAAGAUCAAAGUCUGGAGAGUGCAGAGUGGACAGUGCUUGAGAAGAUUUGAAAAGGCGCACUCGAAGGGCGUAACCUGUCUGCAGUUUAGCAGAGAUAAUAGUCAAAUUUUGUCUACUUCGUUUGAUACUACUAUAAGGAUACAUGGUCUUAAGUCAGGGAAGACUCUCAAAGAAUUCCGCGGUCAUGGCUCGUUCGUAAAUGAAGUAAUUUUUUCUCCAGACGGUCAUAAUAUAAUCAGCGCUUCGUCGGACGGAACUGUAAAAAUCUGGAGCUUGAAGACCACCGAAUGUAUAGGUACUUACAAGUCAUUGGGUGCCGCAGAUCUCACGGUGAACAGCAUACAUUCUUUGCCCCGAAAUCCAGAGCACUUUGUCGUGUGCAAUCGUUCCAAUACGGUGGUAAUUAUGAAUAUGCAAGGACAAAUCGUUAGAUCGUUCUCUAGCGGUAAACGAGAAGGUGGUGACUUCGUGUGCACGGUGGUGAGCCCGCGUGGCGAAUUUAUUUACUGCGUCGGAGAGGAUCUCGUGUUGUACUGCUUCUCCACAUCGUCGGGAAAACUCGAGAGAACUCUGAAUAUACACGAAAAGGAUGUAAUCGGCUUGGCACAUCACCCUCAUCAGAAUCUACUGUGUUCCUAUAGCGAGGAUGGCCUUUUGAAACUAUGGAAACCGUGAACGAGCGAAGAAACCAUCGUCUUUUUCUUACUUUACUACGUGCUCUUGAAGAGAGGACUUAAAUCUUAUUUUCAUGUAUUAUAACCAUUCUUAUUUACGUAAAAAUAGUUUAGAAUUCAUGAAACAUAUUAAGGCUUCUGAGUACUCGUCCUAGAAUUCUGGAUUGAUGACAUCAGAAACAAGAGAACUCAUGUUCAAAAUUUUUGUUUAUCAUUAAAAAAAAAUGAUAUCUAUACGAAAGAACACUUUUGAUCGCUCGAGCAUACUUAUAAAAUGCUCUGGAAUUCUUUUUCCUUGGCAGUCAAUAAAUAGUCUCAAAAUUAAUGUGACAUGAAAUCUUCCUCUUGAACCUAUCUUCCAGAUUUUGUUACGUUUAUUUUGCAGCUAUUUUUUUGAUUACCAAGGGAAAAAUAUAGUUUUUGAAACAUUUUACAAGAUCUUAAGUAUUUUACAAGUAUCAAGCGAUCUGAAGUGUUCCGCAGCGAGUGCUCAGAAGCCUUAACUCUAUUCAUCAUUUAUCAACAAGCACACACAUACUGUAUAUAUUCCACUUAAACAAAAAUACAAAAAAAAAAUCAAACGAUUGUUACAAUUUCGUUCCGAGUAGAACUGCGAACGCAAUUCUUGACAGCCUCGACCGUCUCUUCACGCCUCAUUCACGCUUCUCAUUAUGGCCAAUCGCGUUAACGAGGUGGGAAACGCGCGAUUUUUCACGGAAAGCCGUCGAUAUCGCUGAAGCAUUGGAUGUAACGCGUCCGCCGCGGGCAAUAAUAGACAUUACGCUCAGGUCUCGGCGGUAUCUGAUCGUGCGAACCUAAUCGUUACAGCGUCGCCGACGCAGAGUCGAGGCAGGUAGAUAGGAUACAGGCUGCAAGGGUGGGUGGUUGGCUGGUCGGCUCAUUCAGGACUAAGUGCACCUCCUCUCGUACCUAUUCCCCUUCGUCGUCACGUAGAACACGGGCCCUUCUUCGUAGAUCGACCAUGCGUGCGUGCGUGCGUGCGCGCGCGCGCGGACGUUGCUGUAAUUGGGCCCGAGCAAAUAAGCAAUCACUAUAUUUCGGCUCGGCAAAUAUUAUAAUAACAGGCUGGUGGGGUUAAC
Messenger RNA from Odontomachus brunneus, 2890 nucleotides. It is a transcript of the gene Smu1, whose product is annotated as WD40 repeat-containing protein SMU1. Bases 259 to 1791 code for a protein of 510 amino acids. The record is from RefSeq and is a predicted model, not a curated record. Gene Ontology annotation, molecular function: protein binding. Lineage: Eukaryota; Metazoa; Arthropoda; Insecta; Hymenoptera; Formicidae. Gene Ontology annotation, biological process: mRNA splicing, via spliceosome. Gene Ontology annotation, cellular component: precatalytic spliceosome. The transcript has 8 exons.